AUGAAUUCUUCAGAGAUGAAGUAUAUUUCAGUUUCUUCUCCACUCACUGGCAACAUAAGUGAAAUCUAUUCUCCUCCAAACAUCACACAAGGAGAUUUCCACGCUGCCAACUGGAAAAGGCCAUCUGUAAACGAAGGGAGCUUUACCUCAAGUCUGAGUGACUCCCAAGAGUCUGACUCUGAAAGCCUUGUUCAAGAGACACAGUACCAGUUAGAGCUCCAGCAGUGGAUUGAUGAAAGUGAAGAGCUGGUAGAACUGUGUUCAGAUGAGUUGGAGAAUGACAGCUUAGAAGGAGAUAGCUUGGAGGAGAUGAUUUUAAAAGAAGGACUUGAGGAUGAGACAGAUCAAUGUACCAUUGGAAAACAAAAGAAUAACGGUGAUGGAAGGAGACAACAGGCUGUGGACAAAUAUUCCAGCCUAAGAUACAACCCUAGCUGGAGGAACACAAGAGAGGUAGCAGAACUUUCUGAGGCAGAACAAGCCUGUCAGGUUGCUGGAAGGAGCAGCAUGGACUUUGCACAGGAUGCAUUUUACCUCCAUUCCAAUGACUUCUCAGAAGAAAAGAAUCAACAAGAGGCAAAGGCACAAGGUUCAUUCUCAGAGUUUGGUACAAAAUCACCAAGCUCUCCUAAAACAAGUGCUGUGGGCAGCAAUGAACCUUUUAGGCUAUGCACCAAAGGGAAGGAAUCUGCAGGUGGGUGUCACUUCAAAGCCAGCCCCACUGCUUUUGCUCUUCACACUCAAGAAGGUCGACCACAAAAAGCAAAAAAAAACUUUGUGGAAAAAAACAAACAGACUUUAGGCUUCCCUUCAGAGAAGAGAAAUUCAUACCUUCAGCUGCACAGUAAAAAGCAACAAGUUCUACUCCAAGAGCAGGAUCACCGAAAUAAGUCCUCCCAGAGAAAUAAAGUCAAGUCCAACCAGAGUCUCAGAGAGAGAGCCUUCCCAAGGAAUGAUAGCCAGCAACCACCAGGAAGGUCAGAAGAAGCAAAGUCUUGGUACCACCAAAUAUCAGAAUUCCAGGCUGCUCCCAUGCAGGCAGUGGAGCAAGACAACAGCAGCACACUGCAGAAAUGGCUGGGUGCAGGUCCUUCUGUUGGCCUUGACACUCAUGUGGCAGCAAAUUCACAUUCUUGCCUAAAUAAUUUCCCAAAUUUUGUUAAUCAGGAUUUUACCACAUCUGCCUAUCCUUUUCAGUCAACCCCACAGAAAUUCAACCCAGCAGAGUCUGUAUCUUCAACAUAUACCAGCAAGGAGACCAAGAAAUACCUUCAUGAUUCUCCAAACGGUCUUCUACAUGACCAGCAACAUUCAUACAACCAUGGCACUGUGCAGCCUUCUGCAAGAGGUGACAGUACCAAUGGUCAAGCACAUCCAAACCAGAGGAAUAUUCCAUCUACUUUUAAUGCACACUUCCCAGGAUUGCUGAUGGAUCAAGCAUCACUUCAGGAUUGCAAGAGACAUAUCUGUGUGGCUAAAAGGUAUCAGAACUGUGCUAGAAGUGGUUUAGGCUCACCAACAGCCCCUUGUGCAACCUCCCAUUUUGCGCAGAUGUGGGAGCAACAUCACCAAGCAAUCAGUCGUGUGGCAGAAGCUCACCUAGCUGACAGGCACAUGUUCAACCUCCUUCCACCCACAGUCCCACUGGUAGAAAGUGAUUCAGAGCUCGACCCAGAGAAUGGUGAAGGAAAUCAAGUGCAAACGAGCCGAAGCAACUCAGAAGGGUCUCUCGUGCAAAGGGAAAAGCAAAACCAGCCUAAAGUCAGCAGGAAGCCACAUAUCUCAAAGGCCUACAUAAAUCUGAAUGUGAAGCUUGGAGGGCUUGGACCUGACUAUGAAGCAAUCAAAGAGAAAAAAGAGAGGUUAAAGCAACUAAAGGAAUAUGCAAAGCAAAUUAAGGAACACAACAUGAGAAGCAUUGCUUCGGUUCAGAGGUUACCUGCAAAACCCCAGAUUGUAUCUUCAGUGUCAAGGCAGAAGGCCCUGGAAUAUGCUAAGAAGAUUCCUAGACCAAAGACUUUCAUGGCAAGACAAUCAGAUGAAGAGGUGAAAGAGGAAAGGGUUCUGUUCACUUCACAUGAAGACAGUUUGCCUCAGAUUGCAUCCUUGGAAACUCUGCGAACUCGACACGAGAAGGAGAAGCAAAUUGUGGCUGCUUUUAGAACCCUUCAUAUCUUAUAA
This is a messenger RNA of Indicator indicator, 2181 nucleotides long. RefSeq names its product junctional cadherin complex regulator (gene JHY). The record is from RefSeq and is a predicted model, not a curated record. NCBI's taxonomy places the organism in Eukaryota, Metazoa, Chordata, Aves, Piciformes, Indicatoridae. Gene Ontology annotation, biological process: axoneme assembly. The coding region runs from base 1 to 2181 and encodes 726 amino acids. The transcript has 7 exons.